AUGUCUGACAAUGAAAAGGAGAUAUGGCUCUCCCUGUUCAGGGGGGAGUUGGAUUUCAUUCGGAAGGCUCUCGGCUCGCAUGCCAUCGAGGAGUUCACGUAUGACAUCCCGAUGUUCCUUCAGGCUUGUGUGAAGGAGUAUGGCCCGCCUGAUAUUGACUGGGCAGUUGUUCAAACUGCGCCGGACUGUUUAGUCCCGGUCUACCUUGACAAUUGGUGGGUUGAAAAGGAUAUUCAAGAUCGGGUUGGAGGGGCACGUGAUUGGAAUGACUUGGAAACAUUCGGCGUGGCCUUGCAUGCGGAUAUGCUCAUCAAAAACUACCACACGGGCAGCGAGCUGCCCCUUCCAUCGGCGACACUGGAGAUUGAGCGUAUGAAGAACCUUCGGGCUAGCAUUGCCCGAGGGGGAAAAACUUUGGAAGCUGAAUUGGACCGUGUCUACGACAGGCUCCACGACCUCGAGGAUCGGCUUGAGAGUUCAACAAAGUCAAUCCAGGUGAUGGAGCAUGAGUGGAGGGAUGGCUGGUGUAUCGCAUAUGCCGACAGGCUGUUAGCGGAGGAUGCAGUUGACGAUGAUUCCGAUGAGGGGCAUACCGACGCAAAGUCCCUGUCGGUGGCCCCCCCCAUGUCGGCCCAAACUCAGACCCCAAGGAUUCCCGUGGCAGCAACAUCCCGGCAAACCCACGCCGUUGACAUUACUUCGACAACAUCUCGGCCUAAGAAACACGCUCCCCCAACAAUUCCGCCGGCAUCCACUGCCGAUCGUACCUCACGCCCUAUCGUGCAAAUUCUCCAGCGAGCUGAAAGCUUUGACUUCAAACCUCUUCGUCAUAUCAAACUUUCUUCUUUGAAGCCAGCGCAACUUCAGCCCCAAGGCCGACGAGAGUUGGACGGCCAUCACCUGUCAUCGUCGGGAGCGCCGGGAGAGUUUGAACGUAUUUUGUCAGAAUUUUAA
Molecule: messenger RNA, 954 nt
Organism: Laccaria bicolor S238N-H82
Lineage: Eukaryota; Fungi; Basidiomycota; Agaricomycetes; Agaricales; Hydnangiaceae
Exons: 3
Coding region: 1-954 (317 amino acids)
Source: RefSeq, a predicted model, not a curated record